Vidua macroura (Pin-tailed whydah) is the source of this 3560-nucleotide messenger RNA. RefSeq names its product receptor accessory protein 1 (gene REEP1). Lineage: Eukaryota; Metazoa; Chordata; Aves; Passeriformes; Viduidae. Gene Ontology annotation, cellular component: endoplasmic reticulum tubular network; cytoplasmic microtubule; endoplasmic reticulum membrane. Gene Ontology annotation, molecular function: microtubule binding. The transcript has 10 exons. The record is from RefSeq and is a predicted model, not a curated record. Gene Ontology annotation, biological process: endoplasmic reticulum tubular network organization. The coding region runs from base 109 to 1005 and encodes 298 amino acids.
UGGCCGAGCCGCCCGCCCCGCGCACUCGGGCGGCGGCCGGCAGCGGGCGAGGACACCGGGCGAGCCCUCCCUGCCGGGAGAGCCAGCCCUGCGGCACACGGCAGCGCCAUGGUCUCAUGGAUCAUCUCCAGGCUAGUGGUGCUUAUAUUUGGCACACUUUACCCUGCAUAUUAUUCUUACAAAGCCGUGAAAUCAAAGGACAUCAAAGAAUAUGUCAAAUGGAUGAUGUACUGGAUCAUAUUCGCGCUCUUCACGACAGCAGAGACAUUCACGGAUAUCUUUCUUUGCUGGUUUCCAUUCUACUAUGAACUCAAAAUAGCUUUUGUAGCUUGGCUGCUGUCUCCGUACACAAAAGGCUCCAGCCUCCUGUACAGGAAAUUUGUUCAUCCUACUCUGUCUUCAAAAGAAAAGGAGAUCGAUGACUGCCUCAUCCAGGCAAAAGACCGGAGCUACGAUGCCCUUGUGCACUUCGGGAAGCGGGGGCUAAACGUUGCAGCCACGGCAGCCGUCAUGGCAGCUUCGAAGGUAAAGGUGCAGGUCUCUCAGCUACUCCAUUUACACUUGUAUUGGGACCAGAAAAAAGGGCAGGGACAGGGAGCCCUGUCUGAGAGACUACGGAGCUUUAGCAUGCAGGAUCUCUCGACGAUCCGUGGAGACAGCAGCAGCACUGUUCCUCCUUCGGUCACUGUACGAACAAGUAGCAAACAGAGCCACCCAAAACCAUCCAGAAGUGCAUCAGAAGGCACUGGCAGCUCAGUGUGCACGUGUUGCUCGGUAUGCCGACUCCUCAGAGGUGAAAUAAGUGUGGACAUUAGGUAUGAGAAGCCAGCUGAGACAAACUGUGAAACAAAAGGCUCAGUGUUCUCAGAUGAUGAAGAGAAUGAUUGUGCAUCCAUGAACAAAAGGCCCAAAAAGAAGGAUCAGCCCCUUGAGGCACCGCCUAGGACCCUUAGACCUCGCUUCAGGAAGAAAAGUACCUCGUCCUCUGCCACUGAAACAAUGUGAGUGCAAUGAGCCAAUAGCACCAAGAUCCACAGAAUGUCUCUCUUCUGCCUUAAAGAGCUACUCAUUCAUAAAGUAGGAAACAGCAGUGGGAUGGAUGUGCUUUGAUGUAGAGCACUGUAGACAUGGCCUUUCUCCCUCCUCUCUCCGCAUCCUUCUGUGGCUUGCUGCUGGCGUUUGUCCCUGACGUGGGUAGGACACUCUGGCAGGCACCUGCAGGUGAGGGGUCCUGGUUUGGUUUGCAGAGUGUGCACCCACCCACAGUGUACAUUUACAGUUUCAUUUGUGUCUGCAUAGCUCUUGCUCUGUGAAUGCCCAGAGGAAACAACAAUAAUCAAUUACUCAUGAUGCUACAUCGACAAUGUAUUUAUUUAUGGCUUUAUCAUGGAUGAAGUGGAUUUGCAGAACCCAUGGAUUUCUCUUUCCUCCCUUCCUCCUCAAGACUGUGAAUGAUGUAACAAAUGUCAAAGUACUCUGACUGUACAAAAUGUCCAAGAUUUGUUAGUGAAAGCUGAGCUGCAACUGCGUUUUUCUGCAAGUAAAUCACAUGUUCUGUGAAAACCAUCGUGCUAAACCCACAGAGACAGAACCACUUACAGAGGAUGAGGAAGUGAUGUGCAAGAGAAAAAAAAAUUGUUUCAAUGAUGUAAUGAAGAGAGAGUCCUAAUUUCGAUCAGCCUGAGACAGGAGAGUAUUUUGUGGAAAAUUAUGCGUAGAAGAACUAAAUCCCACCAUUUGUGGCCAAUGUUCUACUGCGAGUUUUAAAGUGUGAGCAAGCCAGGCUUGAGCAAGCUGCAGCAACAGAAAUUAGAAUCACUUUAGUGAUGCAUUUCCAGGGAAAAACCACACCUUUCUCCCCUGCUGCAAUAGCGCCAGUCCCAGCACUCUGCUCUACUGCUGAGGGGCUGCUGUUCUGCUUGCAUGAGCAGAGGAGGGUGCUGGGUCUGAGCUGCUUUUGGAAGCCUGGAAUUUCUCCUGUAGUGUGGAGUUUGGUUAGAACCACAAGAACCAAACUGAGUGGUUUAUUUGUAUCCAUAUAUAAAUGGGAAAUAUAAAAGAAGAGGAAGACAUGGUAGGGUUUGUGUAUUUGUGCUUCAAGUUGGUGUCUCUUGUAAGUGUUGAGCAUGUGAGAUUCACACAUAAGUUAAUUACAUGACCCUUUGUGUUUGCUCUUGGACCUGUCACGUAGACUAGAAAAAGAUUUAGCAUUAUGUAGGAUGUGCCAUCACCAAUGGAUCAGCACAGGGGCUCGAUGGUGUCACUGUUCGUCUGGCUCAGGUGCAGCAGCCCAGGGUGCCAAAAGCCAGCUGGAGUGUGCCAGGCUUGGAGAUAACUCUGAAGUGGCCUUUGAAACCAUUUCUCUGCCGGGUGUGCGUCCAUAUCCCAGCUGCCCAUCUGCUGGAUCCCCGAGGUCACCCCCACAGCUUCCUACAUGUGUGGGGAAGAAAGAAAAAAAUUACGCACACAGAGAAAUGUUUAUGUGACCUGGCUAGGAAAUGGAAAAUCAAGCAGGUGGUUCCUGUAUCUGCCACAGUAUUUGGCCUCAUUACCUGAGAAUUUUAUUUUCAUGUGCUGAUUCAGUCAUAUUUUGCAAAUUUUGAAAAAUUCUUCAGAAAGUAAAUUAAAAAAAAAAACUCAAAUAAACCUGUCUAAAGAACGGUUACAGAAGAGUUGGUCCCUGGAAGAUACUCAGCAAAAGCUUUGAGAAGCUAAGCUUAUGUUUUUUACUUCUAAGCAGCUUUAGAGUUUAUUUGAUUUCUUUUGGCUAACAUUAAAAGAAAUAGGAAAACUGCCUGCACUGUUAGCAGAAAAUAAAAUCCUGUUGCAAGCAAGCCAUGUUUCCCUGCUAUGCAAUGGGCUGCUGUAAGAUAAAAAAGAAGCUGACAAGUUUGCACUCAAUUAUGCCAAAUAACCCAAACAACAUAGAGCUGCAUAACAUCUGACAAGUUCUAAUCUCAGACAUGCCGUAUUAACAUUGACUCUCACUAAAACUAUUUAAUGUGCGUCUAAUCUGCUGUUUUACUGUAAACUUGACUGUUUAGCAUUUCUUAAGUGCUGAGGUGAAAUGUUGACAAGGGAGUUGCCUUAUAUCUCUCAAAACAUUCACUGUAUAAACGAGAAAAUAAACCUUUUCAUAUCUCUGGAAAAGAAAAAAUGUAUUAUCAACGGAGCUGUAUAUUUGCAUAUAGAUAGACAGAUGUAAAUGCCUGACCUCGUGCACUUGUGCUCCUUGUGCUCCAGUGCUCUGUACAGACGAGAGCGGCCACUCGCUUUGAUUCCUCACCUUCCUCGCACAGGUUGUUUACAGGGGCUGCCCCCAGCCUGUCAGCUCGGUGUCACAGCUGCGUGUGUUCAUUCCGGAUAAAAACCACCCUGAAGUCUUUUGUUCCAGCUUUUCCCUGGAGCCUCUGCCAAGGAGCGAGCCCAGUUCGGCGAGUCGCCUUCCUGCGCUGCUGCUGACCCCUCCCGGCAACCCGGGGUGUGCAGGACCCCGCACAGGAGAGGAGGCAGGGAUGGAUGGAUGGAUGGAUGGAUGGAUGGAUGGAUGGAUGGAUGGA